AUGCUUUGUUCCGUCUUUCAUACAGCACCGACAACGUCGUUUCUGUUAGUCUUAGCUGGCAUUAAAUUUGUUCAAGCUGACACGUUGUGUUCGUUGCCACCACUGACCUACGCGAAAGCCAAGACCGCAUAUCCGGCAUCAGCCUUUGCUAUUGAAGCAUUAGAGAAACACGGAAUUGCGACCUGGUACUCGGAUCGUAUAGAGAACGGAAAUUAUGCCCAGACGGCGGCCGAUUUAGUGGCGUCCUGUCCCGAAGAAUCACGACUUAGUGUCGUAGUCUACGGAUUGCCCAACAAAGACUGCGCUGCAAAGGAAUCGGCGGUGGGUAGUACCGUACACUCCGCUUCCGAUUACGUGGCAUUCCUAAACACGCUCACAUCAGCCAUCGGCAACCGAAAGACUGCCGUCAACCUAUUGUCUCAGAACGAGAACGCCGAAAUCUAUCUUGAUGUGGGCUACUGGACCCUCCAAUACCCCGGUACCUCCACUGCUGUGGCAGAGAUUGUCAAACAGCUCGCUUAUGCAGGAUCCAAGGUGAAAGGGAUUACGCUCAACACUUCCAACUAUCAAUCCACCAGCACUUUGGCUACACUCUGCAGCAAUUUCCAAACUGCUUUUGGUUCUACUGAUCUGCACUGCAUCUUCGACACGUCCCGCAGCUAUCAUGGUGGAUCGGCCUCGAACGAGUGGUGCAAUAUUAAGUGCGCAGGCAUUGGUGCUUUGCCAACUAGUGACACGGGUAUCAGCAACGUUGACUACUUUCUUUGGAUUAAGCCGCCAGGAGACAGUGACGGCACGUGUGCCGGGCAUGCGUCGGACUCGAUGCAGGGUCCUGGAGCAGGUAUUUUCUUCGACAAAAUGUUCCAGUCUCUUUGGAACCAAGGCAUUAUGGUUGCCGAAAAGGGAUAUCCCGCCAUUAACACGAUAAGUAACCUUACGGCUCCGGCAUCAAGCCAGCAGAAAAAUCACAACAAUCAGAUGGGUCUUGAGACUGACAUGAACUUCACAACUCUACCAUCACUCAAUGCGGUCUCACCAAAAAUCACCUCUUCUACCAUUACUCUGAAACCAAGCGCCGGUCAACUUAACGACCACUUAACCAGAAGUCAAUCACAGCGCCAGAAGCCUACCGAAUCUUCGCCUUCUUCGUCAGUCCCUGUGCCAAAGGUGAUCAACAGCCAACAGAUCUCAACCGAGAGCUCAGAUAGCAAAACGAUGGGGACUGGCGCGAUAGUUCUGAUUGCACUCGUUGCUGCAGCGGUGGUGACUUUCGCUGUCCUCACGGGUAUACGAAGUCGUCAGAAGAAGAUGUUGAACGAAGUCAAGACCCCGGAGUUUUCAGCAUUGGCUCCUUUGCCUACAACAAUUGUAAAUUUCCAACCCCAACCAACUGCACUUGCACGAGACUCCAACAUCCUGUAG
This is a messenger RNA of Peronospora belbahrii, 1422 nucleotides long. The record is from the annotation of a GenBank genome assembly. Lineage: Eukaryota; Oomycota; Peronosporomycetes; Peronosporales; Peronosporaceae.